Eriocheir sinensis (Chinese mitten crab) is the source of this 2578-nucleotide messenger RNA. RefSeq names its product putative protein TPRXL. Gene Ontology annotation, biological process: regulation of cell cycle; translesion synthesis. The coding region runs from base 111 to 536 and encodes 141 amino acids. NCBI's taxonomy places the organism in Eukaryota, Metazoa, Arthropoda, Malacostraca, Decapoda, Varunidae. Gene Ontology annotation, cellular component: nucleus. The transcript has 4 exons. Gene Ontology annotation, molecular function: chromatin binding. The record is from RefSeq and is a predicted model, not a curated record.
AUACUGUCUUCCAAGAAAGCAAUAAAUUAACCAAUCAAUCAACCAAUCAACUGGACCUCCCGAGAGUGAGACUGGCCAACGCGCAGGCCCCGAGCGCGCCAAAUCCACCCAUGGUCAUGGUGCGCACACGAGCCGAGGGGACGGUGAAGGUGGCGGCCGCAAAGGCUCCAAGGAAGGUGUUCAGCUCUUCUUCCUCUGGUGGCUCCUCUUCCUCCUCCACCUCCUCCUCCUCCACCACUCCUUCUAAAGGCUCAAAGGCCAUGGUGCGCACACGAGCCGAGGGGACGGUGAAGGUGGCGGCCGCAAAGGCUCCAAGGAAGGUGUUCAGCUCUUCUUCCUCUGGUGGCUCCUCUUCCUCCUCCACCUCCUCCUCCUCCACCACUCCUUCUAAAGGCUCAAAGUCCCUGGACCUUCCUGCAACACUCCCUGCAGCAAAGGCCACAGCUCCACCUGUACCUGUCCCUCUGAGUCCCUGGACCUUCCUGCAACACUCCCUGCAGCAAAGGCCACAGCUCCACCUGUACCUGUCCCUCUGAGUCCCUGGACCUUCCUGCAACACUCCCUGCAGCAAAGGCCACAGCUCCACCUGUACCUGUCCCUCUGAGUCCCUGGACCUUCCUGCAACACUCCCUGCAGCAAAGGCCACAGCUCCACCUGUACCUGUCCCUCUGGGUCCCUGGACCUUCCUGCAACACUCCCUGCAGCAGGUGUGCUGGCAGGAGGCUACAGGGCUAGACAACAAGUGUGCUGGCAGGAAACUGCAGGGCUGGACAGCACCAAGACCAGUUAACUGACUCCCUGCAGCAAAUGUGCCAGCAAGAGGCUGCGGGGCUGGACAGCAGCAUGAGUAGCCAGGACAAGCAGGAGCAGACUGCUGCAGGGGGCAGGAGGGUCAGUGGUCAUCAGAUGAAGCAACUUGCUGCUGGCACCUCCAGCAACAAAGGAGAGAGGAAGUUUGUGUGUCUGGAGUGUGGAAAAGAAUUCACCACAAGGGGAGGCCUCAGAUAUCACACCUUUACACACACUGGUGUGAAGAACUAUGAAUGUAAGGAAUAUGGGAAAACAUUUAUUAGGAAGAGUCAACUUGAUACACACACCCUUACACACACUGGUGUGAAAAACUAUGAAUGUAAGGAAUGUGGGAAAAAUUUCGUUAGGAAGAGUACCCUUGAUAUACACACCCUUAGACACACUGGUGUGAAGAACUUUGAAUGUAAAGAAUGUGGGAAAAAAUUCAUCCAGAAGUGUAUCCUUGAUACACACACCCUUACACACACUGGUGUGAAGAACUAUGAAUGUAAGGAAUGUGGGAAAAAGUUCAGCCUGAAGGGUAACCUUGAAGCACACACACUUACACACACCGGUGUAAAGAACUUUGAAUGUAAGAAAUGUGGGAAAAAAUUCAUUAGGAAGAGUCACCUUGAUACACACACCCUUACACACACUGGUGUCAAGAACUAUGAAUGUAAGGAAUGUGGGAAAAAAUUCAUUAGGAAGAGUAACCUUGAAGCACACACCCUUACACACACUGGUGUAAAGAACUUUGAAUGUAAGAAAUGUGGGAAAAAAUUCAUUAGGAAGAGUCACCUUGAUACACACACCCUUACACACACUGGUGUCAAGAACUAUGAAUGUAAGGAAUGUGGGAAAAAAUUCAUCCAGAAGGUUCACCUUGAUUUACACACCCUUACACACACUGGUGUUAAGAACUAUGAGUGUAAGGAAUGUGGGGAACGAUGCACCACAAAACAGGGUCUUAAAUAUCACAGCCUUAUGCACACUGGUGUAAAAAACUAUGAAUGUAAGGAAUGUGGGAAAAAGUUCAUCAUAAAGUUUCACCUUGAUAGACACACUCUUACACACACUGGUGUAAAGAACUAUGAAUGUCAAGAGUGUGGAAAAAAGUUUGGACGCAAGAGUAACCUUAAAAGCCACAGCCGUACCCACACUGGUGUAAGAAACUAUGAAUCCCAAGAAUGUGGGGAUGAAUUUAUCCAGAAGAGUCAACUUGCUACACACACCCUUACACACUCGGGUGUAAAGAGUCAUGAGUGUGAAGAGUGCGGGAAGAGAUUCAGUAUGGCUUCAUACCUUAACCGACACUUGUACAAGCAUAUAUACGACCAUAGAGAGUUGAAGUGCGAUGUUUGUGGUCAGUUCUUCAAGACAAAGCCUGAAAUUAGAAGACACAUGAAGACCCACUUCAGGGAUGUGUCUUCCUAAGCUGUGAUCUUGUAAUGUCUCACGGCUCUUCUCCCCGGCACUGGGUCACCCUCCAUGUAUUACUGUGUCUGUCCUCUCCAUCUGGCCGUCACCCUAGUGCCCAGUGACCGUCUUGGCUCAUUAUUUACUAUUUUUCCAUUUUUCCAUGCUCGCUCCUCCAUCCCCACCACUGUCACAUCCCAUCGAGUGUCCUUGCAGAUUCACAGCUCCUCCUUAGAGAGUAACACUUAUCAUUACCUCCAUUUGCUUUGACCAUCUUGACACAACUUACAUACAGCUUCAUGGACCAAAUGCUGACCCCUUAAUGGUGUUGUACUCUGGUAUUCUGGAAAAAUACAUAACAAUUACAUUUCCA